AUGGCCAUCAAGACGCCUCACGGCUUCAUCCACCAGGACGACUUCAUCACCCAGGACCCGGAAGCAAUAGCCAAACAUCUCGAACACCUUACCAGACGCCUCUCGGAAGCUCUUACCGACCCUUUCAAGCACUCGAAUAUCACACUCUUGCGCUCCCAUCUUGCAAAGCAGCUGGUCAUUGGUGCUUCCGACCAGGACGACACCCAUGGACUGAUCCCGGAAGCUUCGAUCAUCUCGCCAGAGGAGUAUAUUGCUUUUGCCCAAGCUCGCAAGAUUACGUUCCCCGGCUGGAGGCUGGAGGUUGUGCCGAACUUGAGUACUGCUGUCUCUGAGGACGGCAGGAGUGCGGCGGUGUGGUUGCUUACUAGGUCGACUGUUGAUGAGAGGUUGAAGCGGGAGGGUGGUGAUGGUGUUGGAGAGGAGGGGUGUGGAGGUGGGAAGGAUGGCGUGGGUGAAAGUGGUAGUGGGAAGUGGAGAGAGAAUAUCUGCAAGGCUUAUUGGAAGUUUCGGCCGUUGGAGGGCAGGUGGAUUUGGUGGAAGUAUGAGAUGAUGGAUGGGCCGGCUGGGUGGAUGUGUGGGGAUUUGUGA
This is a messenger RNA of Recurvomyces mirabilis, 588 nucleotides long. RefSeq lists its product as uncharacterized. The transcript has a single exon. The coding region runs from base 1 to 588 and encodes 195 amino acids. The record is from RefSeq and is a predicted model, not a curated record. NCBI's taxonomy places the organism in Eukaryota, Fungi, Ascomycota, Dothideomycetes, Mycosphaerellales, Teratosphaeriaceae.